UCCUUUCGGUACAUUGUGCAUUACUGUAUUGUAGCGAUCUGCUUGUUUUCUUUUCCUGAGCCCUGAAAACUUAAGAUAGGAAGCUCUUCUGUGGAGUGUGUUUCUUGGAAAGAGUGCAAUACGGGGUUUCUUGGAAGGGAAAAGAAUACUGCUAGGGCCAUCUCCACCAGUACCAACACUGUGGUUUCCCUGCCCCUUGCACAGGGGCGGCUCCUGUUAUGUAAUAUCAGCAGCCCCCAGCGAGGCGAGGCGGGGCUCAUACUGUACGGCUCUGGCCACCUGGAGUCUGGAACAGCAGCAGCGAUGGAGGCACCCUGAAGCCCCAUAGCAACUGGGCCCGGAGAGGUGGAAGGCGCUUACAUGAGGGGGAAAUUGGGGGUCCUUUCUGCUGCACAUCCUGGAGGAAAGCCUUUUCUUCCCCACCCCCAAGCUGCACACCUGGCUAGACGGCUAGGAAUUUCACCAGGAAGAAACUUGGCAUCCUUGUGGCUUCAUGAAUGUCUGAUCCAGGCAGCUGCACACUGCAGAUUCACAGGGCUGCUGCAGAGAACUUAGCUGCCACGGCUAAUUUUGGAGGCACCUUGCUGGAGCAGACACUGGGCAGAAGUCGACCUGAUAAGAUGUCCCCCUGCCCACCUCAACAGGGAUGGACUCGGAGUACCUUCCUCCCUUUGUACAACCCCCUGGCAGGGGGGGAAGCUUGCUCACAGGGGGAAAUGGAGCUAACCUGGCAAGAGAUUCUCUCAAUCUCAGAAUUGCAGGGUCUUGAUAUGCCAGCCGAGAGUUGCUACGAUCCAGCUUUAUGUGGUCAUUCCCAACAGGUGGUACCAUCCUCUAGCUACGGGCCGUGUGCAGGGAUGGGCGAGGGUUCUGUUUCCAAUUACAAUCACCCUACUACUGCAGCUUAUGACCAUUCCUACCCAGAAAACCUGCCUGCUUCUUGUACACUUUACAGUUACACCGGCAUGCUGAUCUCUUCCUCUCUGGAGCCUCCAGGAUCUGCUAUGCUGGGCGGAUAUAAAGGGAUGCCAGGGAUGAUGUUGGGGAGGGAGCUGACUAAUGGCUAUGGACCACAGGGACCUUGCAAGCUCCAAGAAGAUCUGGAAUCGGACUCUGGAUUAUCCCUUAAUUACAGUGAUGCAGAGUCCCUGGAAGCUGAGGGACUGGAACAGGCAGAAUAUCCAUCUUUGUAUCCCUUGGACCAUGUUCCAGCAUACCCUCCAUUGGCUCCUGUCCCAGAGAUGCCCUUCCCUGAGCAUCACCCAGAGCAUUCAUUGGAAAAAGGGCAGAGCCCACGGGGAGAAUUAGUUGGCAACAGGGAUGAACGUCGGGCUCACGCCAUGAAAAUCCCCUUCCCUGUGGAAAAGAUCAUCAACCUGCCGGUGGAUGACUUCAAUGAGCUGCUGUCACGUUUCCCGCUGAGUGAGCCUCAGCUCGCACUAAUUCGGGACAUCCGCCGCCGCGGCAAGAAUAAAGUGGCAGCUCAAAAUUGUCGCAAGCGCAAACUGGAGACAUUGGUGCACCUGGAGCAGGAGCUGGAUGAACUAAGUCGUGAGCGGCAGCGCUUGUUACAGGACCGCGGAGAGUUUAACAGGAGUCUGACACUGACCAAGCAGAAGCUGGGAGCCCUCUACCACCAAGUCUUUUGCAUGUUGAGGGAUGAAGCUGGCAAUGCCUAUUCCCCCGAUGAAUAUGUGCUGCAGCUCACUAUUGAUGGCGGUGUCUUCCUUGUUCCACGCAACAAGCAGCCAGAAAGUGCCAAUGGCUGAACUGAACAAGUUGUGGUAGAAACUGGGGGGAUGGAAUGCAGCCAGUUGACCCCCAACAAAAGCAUCUCUCUAGGGGCUCGGGACCACUCAAAUGUUAAAAGAGUUCAGAUUCCAUACCGUACAGCUGAACUGAACAUUCAAAUCACCCAGAAAUAUUUUUCACUUCAUUAGGAGAAAAAAUGGGGUUUGAUGAAAACGGUACCUAGAAUUUAUUCUUUAUCCAGGCAUCCAUCUUUCUAAAACUUAACAGUCCCACCAGACUUCGCUGAUGUGGCCAGUUGUGAUGGAUGAAUUAUAAUCCCAACAGUAUUUCUAAGGACUAUUUGUAACCCUCAACCCUUUGCUUACUUCGGUACUUCAAGCCAAAUUACCUUGCAUACAAUAUAUAAGGCACUUGCUCACCUUACAGCUUUAAAAUGUUCCCAACAUAUUGGACUACAAUUUCCACUGUCCAGAGCAAAUAUGAAGCUUAUUGUAAAUUAGUUGUACACCCAUUUCUACACAUUUCCAGAAUGUUGAAUUAAAAAAUAAAAAAUGAAUUCUGCUACAUCCUAGUUAAGACUAUAAUGCUGGGAGAUGUAAGAAAUGAAUGUUGCUUGUAUUCAAAAUUAUAAGCUCUAAAUGGGUUUCCCAUUUUCUUUUUGAUUGUUUUGUCAUACAUUUUCAAAUCUAGGCUAUUCCUUUUCAAAGCACUUGCCAGGGUCAUUACCACUGUAUACCAGCCAUAAAAAAAUUGGUGGCAAAGGGUUUAAAAGAUUUGUUUUUAAAGGCUACAGAAAAUGUGUACACAUCAUUCUGAAACAUUAGUUUUGGCAUCCAUGUUUAUAACACGAAUCAAUAUGAAUUGAAAAUUGGAUUUUGUGGGAUGAACAUUAGGACAACUUCCGCUUGCAAGUUAAUAAAUGCCAGAAUCAUGUACUGAAGCAAAAUCAUAUUGGUCUAUGAUAUCCAAAACUCAGGAGUCUGAUAGCACCUUUUCAGGCUAACAUUUAAAAAGGCAUAUACUGUUGUGAGUUGCAACUCAUGAAAGCUUGUGCCUUUUUUAAUAAAAUAUGUUACUAGACAUCUGAUUUAAGGCAAUUUGCUAAUCUUAAGAGAAUGUUUCGGCUUUUCAGAUUGAACCAUAACUGCUGAGAUUAUAUGAGGUGGUCCUAGAACACAAGA
Molecule: messenger RNA, 2933 nt
Organism: Ahaetulla prasina
Lineage: Eukaryota; Metazoa; Chordata; Lepidosauria; Squamata; Colubridae
Gene: NFE2
Product: nuclear factor, erythroid 2
Exons: 4
Coding region: 498-1769 (423 amino acids)
Biological process (GO): regulation of transcription by RNA polymerase II
Cellular component (GO): nucleus
Molecular function (GO): RNA polymerase II cis-regulatory region sequence-specific DNA binding; DNA-binding transcription factor activity, RNA polymerase II-specific
Source: RefSeq, a predicted model, not a curated record